AGUGCAAGUGCUGGUCCACCAUCGAAUAGACAAGAUAAAUUGAGUGUCGAUGAAAAAUCUCGUCUACUUCCACGUAUUCGUGUGUCUGAUCUACGUGAACGUGGUAACGACGCGCAUUUGGAUCAUUCUCGUGGUCAAGAGAAAAUUAAUGAAAGUAACGAAAUGACAAUGGAAUCUUCAGGCGGUACUGAUCAUCUAUCUGUACGACGUAUGAAUACAUUUAGUAUGUCAGAUAAAGUACGUCCAACUGGUUCGGAAUCACAGUCACCGAAUUUGAAAUGUCCAUUAUCUAGAGCACCACCAAUGUCGAAUAUACCAAAUUCAUUAACUACGCCAACAACGAAUACUGCUGCUGCUACUACUAAUACUACUACUACUACAAAUAGUAGUAAUAGUAGUGAUAAUUCACCAAUUAAACAACAAUCGAUCGAUAAAUUUACUUCAUCCACAUUCUCUUCAUCAUUAUCAACAGCAACAUCACCGAAUAAACAGAAUACUAAUGCAACGCCAACACCAACACCAACUAAUGCGACAUUUUUCGAACAUCAGCCGAUUAAAUUGAAUAAAGCUGUUCCAUAUACUGAAGAGAAUCCGUAA
Schistosoma turkestanicum is the source of this 597-nucleotide messenger RNA. NCBI's taxonomy places the organism in Eukaryota, Metazoa, Platyhelminthes, Trematoda, Strigeidida, Schistosomatidae. The record is from the annotation of a GenBank genome assembly.